Bipolaris oryzae ATCC 44560 is the source of this 399-nucleotide messenger RNA. RefSeq lists its product as uncharacterized. Bases 1 to 399 code for a protein of 132 amino acids. The record is from RefSeq and is a predicted model, not a curated record. Lineage: Eukaryota; Fungi; Ascomycota; Dothideomycetes; Pleosporales; Pleosporaceae. The transcript has 2 exons.
AUGCAUCCUGCAUCCUUUCUUGCAUGCCUAGUCGGCCUUGCAGUCGCCGCCCCGCUGGGAAAAAGCAUGUCCAACCCAGUGAAGCGCGAGAUAAUGCAGCCCGUGGUGCAGGACUACGCGAGCUACGGCGAAUACUACACAAAAUACGGCGACUACCCUGCCGAGGCUGAAGCCACAAAGAUGGAAGCUGCAAUAAUGGAAGAGGCGAACAUGACCAAGCGCCACAUGGGCAUGAGUAUGUCAGAAGACAUGGCCAUGGAUGCGGACAUGAUGGAGAAGCAGGAUAUGGCUGUUUCUAUGGCAGAAGCAGCGACUGAGCAUGCCGCCAAUAAGGUGACAUACCAGAAGUAUGAUCCAUAUAGUGCGUAUGGAAAAUAUCCCGGCGGAGGCAUGGCAUAA